This is a messenger RNA of Dama dama (fallow deer), 602 nucleotides long. RefSeq names its product tubulin folding cofactor A (gene TBCA). Lineage: Eukaryota; Metazoa; Chordata; Mammalia; Artiodactyla; Cervidae. Gene Ontology annotation, molecular function: beta-tubulin binding. The record is from RefSeq and is a predicted model, not a curated record. The coding region runs from base 88 to 414 and encodes 108 amino acids. Gene Ontology annotation, cellular component: cytosol; microtubule cytoskeleton. Gene Ontology annotation, biological process: post-chaperonin tubulin folding pathway; tubulin complex assembly. The transcript has 4 exons.
UACGCCGACAGCCCCGCCUCCUCCGCGCCGUCCCCGCCACGGUUACCCCGGUUCUCAGCCCCUCCUUUCCGCGGCGCUCGAGGGACCAUGGCCGAUCCUCGCGUGAGGCAGAUCAAGAUCAAAACCGGCGUGGUGAAGCGAUUGGUCAAAGAAAAAAUGAUGUAUGAAAAAGAAGCAAAACAACAAGAAGAAAAGAUUGAAAAAAUGAAGGCCGAAGAUGGUGAAAAUUAUGCUAUUAAAAAACAGGCCGAGAUCCUGCAGGAGUCCCGGAUGAUGAUUCCAGACUGCCGACGCAGGUUGGAAGCUGCACACGCUGACCUUCUGCAGUUGUUAGAGAGUGAAAAAGACUUGGAAGAAGCUGAGGAAUAUAAGGAGGCACGUUUAGUACUGGAUUCAGUGAAGUUAGAAGCCUGAAGUUUUCUGUACAGGGUAUUUUUUGCGUUAAAUCCUGGGAUCCAUUCCACAAUUCAUUAUUUUUGACCACUGCUAUGUGUUCAAGUAGUACGAGAAUGUGAUUCUUUUUAUGCAGUGCAUAUAUUUUUCUUUGCCUAAUUUAAUGUGUCAAAUAAAUGAGUUCAUCUAAUAAAAUUGCUUCUUUCAUA